This is a messenger RNA of Hippocampus zosterae (dwarf seahorse), 5588 nucleotides long. RefSeq names its product solute carrier family 12 member 5b (gene slc12a5b). The transcript has 26 exons. Gene Ontology annotation, molecular function: potassium:chloride symporter activity. Gene Ontology annotation, cellular component: membrane. Bases 1546 to 4722 code for a protein of 1058 amino acids. The record is from RefSeq and is a predicted model, not a curated record. Lineage: Eukaryota; Metazoa; Chordata; Actinopteri; Syngnathiformes; Syngnathidae. Gene Ontology annotation, biological process: chemical synaptic transmission; cell volume homeostasis; chloride ion homeostasis.
AGUGUGAGGCUGAUGAGAGUGCGCACAUGUUCUAAGUUUGAAGGAGAAAGGAUGCUGUCUGUGUGACUGGAGACCGACAGACAGCGGUGCAGAGUGGCAAACUUUCAGAGGGGGAUGUGUUUUCUUUGCAACCGCACAUUUUCCUCCUUGGUUAUUUUCGGAGUCAGUUCAAUCCAGCAGAGGUUAAGCUUUUCAAUAAAUCCACGUCAAAGGGAAAAAAAACAUCAUGGUGUCAUUCAUCUCAGCAGUAAAAAUGUCUUGCCAGAUGCCAAAGACAUGCCUUUAAUAACAAAGCGUUUCUAGCACUUAAUGUCUUAGCAAACAUCAUGCUCAGUUUUAAAUCACCGAAUCAAACAAUGUGUGGCAGGGUGGUUAUCACAGAUGUCUCACAGCUUUGAGGUUGUGAUUUUAAAUCUAGGCUCUGGCCUUCCUGUGUGGUGUUGACAUGACCACCCCAAAACCUGUUGAUCAGCUUUAACAGACAGCUGUGACACAGUUGUUUUUUGUUGUUGUUGAUGUUGUUUUUCAAAAUAGCUAUACUUUAUAAGCAUAAUGAAAUGUCUUGGUGAAGCGGGUUGUCCCAUAUUUAGUCAAUCAAAAUUCCAACAAAGUCCCUACAUGCUUGUAUGUUUCUGUAUGUAUGUGGCCCACAGGAAGACAUUUGGACUCCCCUCAUGUUAACUGAAGCUGAUAGACUCAAAUCUGAGGAGGUGAAAGAGUAAAUUGCUUGAAGCAGUAUAAAUGUGCACAUUGGAUUUUGUCAAGUGGCGAAUGACCUGGUCAUGAGUGGAAGCCCAUCACACCAGGUGGAGUGACAUGCAGUGGAUUGUGAUCGCUACGUAGGAGUCACGCAUGAUGAAUCCCGGAAGGGAGAGAUCACACUUGAUUCUUGCAUCCAUUCUUGAGUAAAAGAAGCAGGCAAGAUAACAAGUCUCGGUAGGUCCCACGAGAGACCUUGUGUUCACUGGUGAAUAAUGACUGCAAGGUUAAGUGAGCAAUUUGGCAUCGCCGAAUCAACGGUGGCUCACCAAUGUACUGUCCAACGUUCAAGUUCUUGUGAUUGUGUCUUUCCCUUUAAUUGCAUUGCAAUGCAAUACCACAUUGACCAAAGCAUACACCCACCAGUUAUACAAAUCAACAUUCCAAUUUAUCAAUUUGAAUGCUCGUAACAAGAUACUUGUGGUACAGUGAAUAUCCAAAGUCUGUAAACCUUGUUCAAAUAACUGUUUUGUGUGAUUUGGAAGAAGAAGAAGAAGAAAAGACAAAUAUGAAUCGUUUCAAAAUGUUUUACACCAUAAAGGGCAGUGUUGUGUCCAAGGACCGGCAACCCGAGGCCAAGGCCAAGGACCAAGGACUUGACUCCGAGGCCAAGGCCGAGGACCGAGGACCGGCCUUUGGUCCUCGAGCCGGUCCUCGAGGCCAAGGACCGGCUCGAGGAACACAUCACUGAUAAAGGGUGAUGGAAACCCCAAGGAGAGCAGUCCUUUCAUCAACAGCUGUGCCUCUAGUGAUUUGGAGAAGAGCCAGCAGUAUGAUGGCAAGAACAUGGCCCUGUUUGAGGAGGAGAUGGAUACCAGUCCGAUGGUGUCCUCUUUGCUCAGCAGCCUUGCCAACUACUCCAACCUGCCAACAGGGAGCAAAGAGCAUGAGGAGGCUGAGAACAAUGAGGAGGGUACACGUCCAUCUAAAAAACCCAUCAAGGCUCCACAACUGGGAACACUGAUGGGUGUUUACUUGCCAUGUAUUCAGAAUAUUUUUGGUGUGAUCCUCUUCUUGCGUAUGACCUGGAUGGUCGGGAUUGGAGGCGUCCUUGGGUCCUUCAUUAUUGUCUUCAUGUGUUGUUCCACAACUAUGCUCACGGCCAUCUCCAUGAGUGCCAUUGCCACAAACGGAGUGGUCCCGGCUGGGGGUUCCUACUACAUGAUCUCUCGCUCACUUGGGCCUGAGUUCGGUGGCGCUGUUGGGAUUUGUUUCUACUUGGGCACAACCUUUGCUGGUGCCAUGUACAUACUUGGUUGUAUUGAAAUCCUCCUGAUUUAUAUUGUUCCUCAGGCAGCCAUCUUCAAGAUCGAGGGCUUGGAAGGGCUGGAAGCAGAGGCCGCCCUCCUAAAUAAUAUGCGGGUAUACGGCACCAUAGUUCUCAGCUUCAUGGCUCUGGUGGUGUUUGUCGGGGUGAAAUAUGUCAACAAGCUGGCGCUGGUCUUCCUCGCUUGUGUCAUCCUCUCCAUCCUGGCUGUCUAUGUCGGAGUCAUCAAGACCGCCUUUGACCCACCCGUCUUCCCUGUGUGCCUCCUGGGAAAUAGAACCCUCGUCUCCAAGGGCUAUGACGUCUGUGCAAAAGUCAUUGAAAUCGACAACGAGACAGUCACCACCCAACUGUGGCGCUCUUUCUGUGAUUCUGACUACAUCAACGCCACUUGCGAUGACUACUUCCGUGACAACAACAUCACAGAGAUACAAGGCAUUCCAGGAGUCACUAGUGGAAUCCUGGCAGAAAACUUGUUCGGCAAUUAUUUGGAAAAAGGAGUGAUUGUAGAGAAGAGAGGACUUGCAUCCCAAGCCGACCCGGACAGUUCUGCUUCCAGCACUAACCGCUUUGUGCUCGCUGACAUAACUAGCUUCUUCACUUUGCUGGUGGGAAUAUACUUCCCAUCUGUCACAGGUAUCAUGGCGGGUUCCAACCGCUCUGGAGACCUACGUGAUGCUCAGAAAUCCAUCCCCAUUGGCACCAUUGCAGCCAUCACAACCACAUCUGCUGUGUAUAUGUCCUGUGUGGUGCUCUUUGGUGCUUGUAUAGAGGGUGUGGUCCUCAGGGACAAGUUUGGUGAAGGGGUGAACGGUAACCUGGUGAUCGGGACUCUGGCAUGGCCAUCUCCGUGGGUCAUUGUUUUUGGGUCAUUUUUCUCCACCUGUGGAGCUGGGCUCCAGAGUCUUACCGGAGCGCCACGCCUUCUGCAGGCUAUCUCAAGAGACGGUAUCAUUCCAUUUCUUCGAGUCUUUGGACAUGGUAAAGCCAAUGGGGAGCCCACCUGGGCCCUCCUGCUCACAGCGAGCAUUUGUGAGAUUGGCAUCAUCAUUGCUUCUUUAGAUGCCGUUGCGCCCAUCCUCUCCAUGUUCUUCUUGAUGUGCUACAUGUUUGUUAACCUUGCCUGUGCGCUCCAAACCUUACUGAGGACUCCAAACUGGAGGCCACGUUUUAAGUUCUACCACUGGGCUCUAUCAUUCCUGGGUAUGAGCUUGUGUCUGUCACUUAUGUUCAUCUGCUCCUGGUAUUAUGCCAUUGUUGCCAUGGGAAUUGCCAGCUGCAUCUACAAAUACAUUGAAUUCUGUGGAGCUGAGAAAGAGUGGGGUGAUGGGAUACGUGGCAUUUCCCUGAGCGCUGCUCGAUUUGCUCUCAUGAGGUUGGAGGAGGGACCACCACAUACCAAGAACUGGAGGCCUCAAAUCCUGGUUCUUGUCAGUAUGGAUGCCGAGCAAAAUGUCGAGCAGCCUCGUCUGAUCUCGUUAACAAAUCAGCUGAAAGCAGGGAAGGGUCUCACUAUCGUUGGCACCGCUGUUCAAGGAAAAUUCCUUGACAACUACACCGAGGCUCAAAGGGCAGACCAGUCUUUGCGGAAACUGAUGGAGACAGAGAAGGUGAAGGGCUUCCCCCAAGUGGUCAUAUCCUCCAAUUUAAGAGAUGGGACAUCACACUUGAUCCAGGUUGGAGGGCUUGGAGGUUUGAAGCACAACACAGUGAUGGUCAGUUGGCCACAUAGCUGGAAACAGCCUGAGUCCCACCAACAAUUCCGUGAUUUUAUUGAGGUGGUCAGAGAGACCACGGCGGCCAGUUUGGCCUUGUUGGUUCCCAAAAACAUCUCUAGCUACCCGUCCAAUGGAGAGCGCUUCACUGAAGGACACAUAGAUGUGUGGUGGAUAGUCCAUGAUGGAGGCAUGCUGAUGCUUCUUCCCUUCCUGCUGCGUCAGCAUAAGGUGUGGAGGAAAUGCAAGAUGCGCAUUUUCACUGUGGCUCAGUUGGAUGACAACAGUAUUCAGAUGAAAAAGGAUGUCAUAACUUUCCUCUACCACCUGCGCAUUGAUGCUCAGGUGGAAGUUGUGGAGAUGCACGACAGUGACAUCUCAGCCUACACCUAUGAAAAGACACUUGUAAUGGAACAGCGCUCACAGAUCCUCAAGCAGAUGCAUCUGACCAAGAAUGAGAUGGAGCGAGAGAUUCAGAGCAUAACAGAUUCGUCUCGUGGGUCCAUUCGGCGUAAAAAAUCCUUUGCCUCACGCUCACAACACAGCACUGAGGAAGGAGCCAGAGUGGGCGAACAUCCAGAAGAGGAGGUGCAGCUCAUCCACAAUAAGAACGCCUCAACACCUACCAGCCCUACCAGCCCCACUGCCCCUGCUGGGGUUGGAAGAACCUGGACAGACAAUAAGGAAGUUCACAAGGGGAAGAAUCUGGAGGCGGGCAAAGACCCCUUCAGCAUGAAACCGGAAUGGGAAAACUUGAACCAGACUGACGUGAGGCGCAUGCACACGGCUUUGCGACUCAAUGAGGUCAUCAUCAAAAAAUCCAAGGAGGCUAAGCUCGUCCUGCUCAACAUGCCUGGACCCCCCAAAAAUCGGACAGGUGAAGAAAACUACAUGGAGUUCCUGGAGGUCCUCACAGAGGGUCUAAAUCGGGUUCUCCUCGUCCGCGGAGGGGGACGUGAGGUCAUUACCAUCUACUCCUGAAUCUAUUUUAGCCAGAGGUUCUGCCCGUGACACCCAGCGAGUCUCACAAAACCUAACCCAUGGAUAAACCGUGCAGGCGGCUCGAUCCUGAUUCAACAGCAUUUCAAUAAGGCUUUUAGUCCCACUCCUUCGUGAGGAAUGUUCCCGUCUUUUUCAUAUUCUCACGUGUUGUUUAAAUGUUUGCAAUAUUUAUUCAACUUAAAAUGUAUCUUUUUCUUUUUGUUGUCGUUGAAUUGUUUCUAUGGAGGCACACAGGUUAAGUGACAUUGGACUCAACAUCAACUUGAUAUGUAUUUGUAACAGAGUGUUGACAAGCAGUCAGACUACAUUGUAAAUUUGGAGAGCUAAAACAUGAUACACUGGUUAAAUAUCAACAGUCAACGAUUAUAAUGAUCAUGUGAUAUUACCUGAAGGAAGCUCAUGUUUGAUGAACAGCUCAAAAAAACGUUGAGCCUAUGCGCACAUCUUUUUUUUUUUACUACCACUUUUAUCAGUAGUGAUUGUUGAAGUUAUUGAACCGCACUGCAGUUUGUUGCCUCAAUUGCUUGAAAAAUGUGCAAGUGAAUGUUUGUGGAUGAUGGGAGUUUAAGUUCUGUUCCAUUAAUUAAGCGUAGUGAUCAGUUUUCCCUUUCAACAGACAGAAAUGAAGGUGCAUGUAAAAAUGUUAUACCCCAUUAUUGUGUGUAUGUGUGCGCGUGUGUGUGUGUGUGUGUCUGUGUGUGUGCGUGUGUGUGUGCGUGUGUGCGUGCGUGUGCUAGAGAGAACCUGAAGAGUGUACCAAAUAAUUUAUGUAAAUAUUAAAUAUUAUAAUGCAAUUAUCUAAAUGUCAUUUUAGACGUAGGAAAAUAAAUUGUGUGGCAAGUGUA